GUCCUUUGGCCCCUUGAAGCCUUCUGGUGCCCGGCUAGAACGCAUGCGUACACGUUGUCUCGCCAAGAAUCAAAUAUGGCGGUCGAGUAAAAGAUGAUUUCAACAGAAUUUUAAUGAUGUCAACUGCAUUUGAGAAAAAGACAGAUGUGCAGGUUAUAAAAAGUUCUGGAAGAGAUAGAGGUGAAGAUGGCAGGACUAGGAGAGUUGCUCAUGGCUCACAUGACUUUGAGAAGGGAACAAGGAACACAAAAAGGAGUAGCUCAGAUUAUCAUCGAAAUUUUGAAGCCAAAUCUUUGACAAGAGACAGAGAAAAACAUGAAAGAAGAGUUGUUGAUAAGAGACCUCAAGACGGUGAUUCAAAGAAAGACAAAGUUGAUUCACGUGUUAAAAUUGUUCGGAGGCAAGAACGUGAUAGGCUGUUCGUAGUGACAGUGAAGAACGAUGUCAGCACACGAAAGGGGUCAGAUUCUGGUCAGGAGGAGAACAGUACCAGUUUGAAGAAAGAAAGUAACAAAAAGGCUGAAAAUGGAAGUGUUACCAAGCUUGCGAGACCUGAGAGUGACGAGGAAGCUUCUGAUGUUGACAGUGAUUACACGAUUGAAAUGAGGAGUCAAAAAGCAAGUGAUGAGGAUAGUGUUUAUUCUGUUGAAUUUACUAACGUUGGUGGAUCUGAAGAUGAGUGUAGUGAUGUAGAAAAGCAAAGAAAUGGUAGUGAAAGUGUGCAGAAAGAGGAUGAAAGCCCUGAGAGGUUUGAUUCAUCAGAAGAUGCUGAUUUUGAGAGAGUUGAUGUCGAUGAAGAGGAUGAUGGCGGGGAUAGUAAUGCCGAGGAUGGUGAAUUGGAAUCUGAUAUCAAAGUAGCAGACGAUGAUGAAAACAUGGAUGACCGAGAGAGUAAAGAGUGUAGUAACGAGAACAGCAGUGAUGGUCAGGAACUUAUUGAGACCGCAGAACUGCAUGAGAAUAUCACAAGGGUGUCUUCUGGUAGAAGGACAGUGACUGUACAGAGUAUUAGUGAUGGGUCGGCUGUCAUUGAAGAGAAUCCUGCGAAGAUAAGUAAACCUGCAAAAGGUAUGGAUUUGCUUGGAAAAACAAAGAAAACUAAGGAUGAGAUGGCCAGCAAAGAGCCAAAAACUGAGGUGACAAAGGAGGAUGUUGUCCGUGGAAGUGAAGUAAACCAGGAAAAGCAAAUUUCAAAUAGGAAAUUAGAAUCAACGGCUGAAAACACCGUAUCAAAAGCAGACAGCAAUGAACAUCAUGAAGAGGACCGUAGAAAGCGUAAGACGUCUGAUUUGGGGCAUGUGAAGACACCAAAGGAUUCUGGGAGAGCAGAAAGUAAACUUCAUCAUGCAGUCAGUGGAAAACCUAUGGAAGUCCUGCUUGAUGAUAAGAUUAAAAAACCAAGAGAAGGAAAGUCGAAGGGGGAUGAGUUAGUUAAGGGUAGGUCAGAGGAAGGGGAGACUGCUGGGAGUAAUCAAAAGGAAGGUCAUUCAAAGGACAACAAAGGCUUAUCAUCCACAUCAAAAAAAGCUGAGUUACGCGAUAGCAAAGUUGAAGUUAAUGUAAGAAAGGAGUCAGAAACAAAUAGAAGUGGGAAAAGUAUCAAAGAUUGCAAUGACGAAACAGAUAAAAAAGCUAUCCAGGCAAAGAAGAGUUCAGCAUUGAGUUCUUCCUCUGAAUCUAAAAGAGCUGUUGAUUCUGCUCGCAAAGAAAUUAGCGAUGAUGUUUUAAAAUCGAGUGAAAAACGGACUACUGAACGGACAGCAUCGAAAGCAGAAGUCAAGAAAGAUGGAACGAAAGAGGAACAAAAGAACGAAAAGGCGAAAACUAAAAGUCAGAAUGAGAAGGUAACCCCAAAAAGUUAUCGAACAAAGGAAACUGAACUAAAAAAGUCCAAGUUAAAGGAUGGUGAAAAAACUGCUUCAAAGGGGGGAAGAAAUAGGCGAAGUAGAAGUAAGAGUAGUUCUGAUGAAAGUUCGUGUAGUACUUGUUCUGGCAGUGGAUCAAGUAGUUCGGGUUCGUCAUCUGGCAGCUCUAGAUCCGAUUCAGAGUCUGGAAGAUCUUCUGGAUCUGAGUCAGAAUCAAGCUCUGGAUCUUCUCAAUCGGGUUCUUCAGAUUCAGAGAGUUCCAGCAGCGAAGAAGAUAACUUCAAACGGCGAAAGAGACGUGUCUCAGAGCGGAAGUCAUAUGAUAAUGACAACAGAGUGAAGGCCAAGGCUGGUAGUCCUAAGAAGGACAGGGGACGUGGCUAUGUGUCGCCAUUAAGAACUAGUAAAAAUGAUUGGGGCAGGCGGAGGGAAAGUGAUGACAGGUCAAAGCAAAAACAGAGAGAGCCCUUAGGGUCUAGGACAAAUGAUUCCCACAAGGAUUCAAGAGGAGGCUACAGAGAUAGAAGAAGAUAUCGCUCGCGGUCUAGGUCAAGGGACACAGGUCAGAGAGGUCGUGGGCAAUCAAGAGAAUCCGAACGAAAACAGCGCUAUGCAGAUAGCAGGGGUAGUGCUAGCCAUCGAGAUAGAACAUACAGGUAUGAUAGGUCGGGUACAGACAGGAAAAAGACUUUGUCACGGCAACGGGAAGAUGAGCGAAUGCGCCACUCUAGUAGAGAUCGUAAGAGAACCCCCGAGAGAAAGACGUAUGAUAGAGAGAAACCCAGAUCAGAGGUAGGGCAGAGAGGCAAAGGAGCUGAAACGAUAAAAGACAGAGGAGUUAACAAGAAAAUAGAGUCGGAUUCUAAAGAGAAAGAGGUCAAAGGUGGAAAAGAUGAGGUUCAAAAGGUCAAGGAGCAAAAGAGGUUACCCGAAAGUAGGAACGCAAAGUCACCAGAAAGGACUGAAAAUGAGCCUAAAGAUGUAACAAAAGUUGUCACGUCUGAGGGAAAAUCAGCUGUGGUGCAAGAUGAGUCGAGUAAGAGUUCACCCCAGAAGAAGGAAGAGAAACCAAAACCGCUAAUGGAGCAAAAACUAGCUAUCAAUAGCAUAGGAAAGUCGAAAGAAUUGUCGGAUAAAGUCAAAGACUCGACGGGAACUGAAUCAGGAAGUAAACAUGAUAGGUCAAAGAGCAAUGCCGAAAAAAUUUAUUCCAAGAAUUCAAAUACUGUUAAGAAAACUAGUGAUUCUGCUAAACAGGAAGAAAAUGAAAAAGCACCUCGGCCAUUGAUGGAAAUAACCCUUGAAAAUGUUAAAAAACCUGUUUCUGAACGACUAUCGCGGCGAGUUAGUGUAUCAGAGAAAUCGGCGACGAAUGAUGGCGGCAAACUGCUUGCAAAGGGCCAUCGACGAGUCACGCGUGUGAGUGAGCAGUCGACCGAAGCCAGUCAAAUACGAACUGUGGAAAAAAGCAGAGAGAACCAGGAAGCUAUUUCAGAACAAUUGUUGGGAGAUACUAAAACGUUUUUAAAAAGACUUUCUAGCGGUAAGAGUGUAAUGAUUGAAAGAAAGGAGAUUGAGCCACUAAUGAAAGCAGAUGAUAUUGAGUUUGGUGUUGUUGCGAAUUCAAGGAUUGUGCAAAGGAAAUUUGAUGAUCGCCAUCAUAGAAGCGUGAGGAGAGUAAUUUCAAACCCUGGCUCUGAUUUGUCUUCUGCAGUCGUGGAGGUUUCUGCUGGCGAUGCUGAUGACGCCCCGACACCUCCAAAGCGUAAAGUAUUCUCUCGCCUUGGGAAGUCAGUCAUCUCCAAAUCAAAAAACAUCGCCAUCAAUCUAAAACCGUUGCCAGCAAGGAGAACGCCAGAUAAAGAAGUUGUAACUGUCAAAAACGAAGAGGAAUUUGAACUUGACGCGAGAAUUAAGCAAAUUAGAGAAAAGAACGAGGAGAUUCUUAGAAGGCAAAGGGAAAUAGAGAAGGAUAUAUUGAUGAAUUCGUAGAAGAUGCCUACAUUGAACAGGGGUUCUAAUACGUCCAUUGGAUAGGGUUUGCCUCGCUAAUGGUUGAGGUCAAUUUACGACUCUCGAUGUAUUUGCUAUCCGUUUUCAAGUGCGUACGAAAAGGUACACUGAUUUUUCAAGAGCUAGAAAUUGCUCGUUUGCUGAGCACUGAGAAUCAUAACGUAAUUGAACAUCGCCAGACUGUAAUAACAUCGCCAGACUGGAUUUUGUUGUAGAGUUGUCGUCAGCUAGAAAUCCACGUCGAAAUAGAAACAUGGCUACCCUGACGACUUCAACUUAGAAGAACCCAUCUGAAAAAUGUAAACACUCUGGCGCCUCAGGAACAUCAUCACUAAGUUAAUCAGCUACAGAUUUUCCUUUCCGUAGAUUGAUUUUUGCUGGAAUUUUAUGAUUUGGACAAGAAUCGUCAUAAUAUUCCUGGGCCUAUCUUUACACAAACUUUUGUCAGCUUCUCGUGUAAUGCCAUUUCGUGUUUUAAACCUUUAAAAGGUUAGAUUUUUAGCCCUGUUUUGGUCGAAUACUUGCCGUAAGAUAAGAUAGAUAAGGCCAAUAGAAAGACUGGAAAGUAAAAGAAGGUUGGUUUGCAAUUUAACAUAUUAGCUGGCUCGAACUGAACCACUUCACCAAAGCUAUAAUUGUAAAAGUUGUUUAUAAAUCUUGCAUAUGGAUGUUGGAUAAUCUGAUAUUCUACUUUUCUUCAUUAUUUGAAGCAGUGGGCAUAUAAGCAAUUUUUAUAUUUGCUUUAUGACUUAUAAGUACCAGAAAAUCCUUUUCAAAAUUAACUCUUUUCAUAAGUGCCCUAAGACAGAAGAAAGGAAAUUGCUUUUUAACAAAAAAGAAGUUGGUGCAAGAAUUUUGGUACUGGGGAUACUUUUACAUG
Molecule: messenger RNA, 4758 nt
Organism: Rhopilema esculentum
Lineage: Eukaryota; Metazoa; Cnidaria; Scyphozoa; Rhizostomeae; Rhizostomatidae
Source: RefSeq, a predicted model, not a curated record